AUGCAUUUAUCAAAGGGUCUUAACAAGCUAAAUUUGGAUUCAAUAGCACCAGAUUUAAACUUGCCAUUUCCUGGAAGCAAUAAUAAUCAAGCCCAUCCUUCCAAACCAAACAAACCUAAGCUCCCAGUAGUUACCAAUAAAGCAUUCUUUGGAGGGAUAGGCACUGAUGAAUUGGACGUAACACCACCACCUUCAGUAUUGAAGAGUAUUGAUUAUGAUUAUUUGGAAAAGCAAUUUCAAAUUUAUAAAUAUUAUCCAGUGUAUGUUCACAAUGGAGAUAUUACAACACCUGAAUUAAAGGAUUUAAUUGUUGAUAAGCCAAUUUACAAUGAAGCUAAUAAACAUGUGAAGCGGAACAAGAAGAAGAAGAGCACUAGUGCUAAAUUGAAACUGAAGAGUAUUGGCAAUGAAGAAGGAAGAGACCCUUUACGUGAGUCAAGAAAAUUGAGAAAGGAACAACGAGAGGAGAGGAAGGAAUUACGAAAAGAACAACGAGAUGAAAGACGCGAGUUGAAACAGAUGCACAAACAACAGAAACUGCAACAACUGCAUGCACCACAAAUGAAAAAGACUUAUUCUGGUCACUAUAUGAAUAAAGUCAAUAGUUUGAGUUGUGCCAAUGGUGGCAGUAAUGAUGUGGGAGCCACUCACGGGGUUAAUCCUUAUCAAAUGAAGACCCAGUUUAGCAACAAUACUACUAAUACUACUAAUGGAGGAGAAGACUACUACUGGAAUAAGAACCAACCAAUGUCGAGAACUAAUUCCCAAUUUAGUCGUGGUGGCAAUAAUGGCCUUGGUUCUAAUAUGGUGAUGAAAAGGAUUGGUUCCUCUUCUACAUCAACCUCAGACGAUGAUCCUGAUUGUGCAGAAUUAGAUCCCUCCAUGGGUAAGGGUGGCAAUGGUAAUGGUGGAUAUGAUUCAGAAAAGACUGAAGUUGAUGAUGAAUUUAACCCUAUUGCAUUUAAUAAUCCAUUUGAUUUUGGUAAAAAAUUGUCAGCUGUCGGUACCACUGCCUCAGAAGACGGAGGUAUAGCUCCUGCUUCAUCCACCAUGAUGUCUAAUUCAUCGUCAUAUAAUAAUUACAACGGUGGGGUCACCAAAACCCAUCAAAAUUCAUUAUUUAGCAAUCCACAGUAUUCUCAUUUGUACAGUUCAAGAACCAAUUCGAGAAAUAAUUCCAUGGUUGGUUAUGGAAAUGGAAAUGGUUCUGGUCCAAUGACAGGAUUAUCUGAUGGACAUCCAGUUCCGGCAGCUGUGCCUCAAAGAAGAUCAUCAUCAGUGACAUUGAUAAAUAAUAGUCAAAAUUCAUCUCAAAAUAGAAACAACAAUACCACCGCUGGUAAUGGUGGCAAUAAUAAUACUUAUGGAACUCAUAAUAUAUCGCAACCAAAGAGAAACAAUUCAAUUGCUACAAAGUUUAUGAAUAUGUUUAGAGACAAUAGUCAAGAUUCAAAUAAUCUGUCUAAUGGCAAUUACGAUAAUGACUAUGAUGAUGAAAUAAUGGAGAACCACGAUGAGAAUACGUCAAUGACAAUGAUGCGUAGAGGAUCUACUAAACUGCACAAGAUGGGACCAACAACUAGUUUUAAUGGUGCUGCACUGCAAAACAUAAGUAGGUCAAGAAGACAAAGUCUAUUUGGUAAUAAUCAACAAGCACAACUAAAAGAAGAUGGAGUUGGCAACAACAAUGACAACCAUGUUAAACCUAAAGCAGGUCCAUUACCAAACAUGGAGUACCCUGGUGGACAUCCAAUGACAAAAUCAAAUAGUUUUGAUCAAACAAAAUCACAACGAACAACAUUGAAGAAUAAAUUGAAGAUGAAAUUUACUAAUGAACUGAGACGAUUUAGUGAACAAUUUGGUAUGUAUAACAACAAAGGGAAACAAGAUACAGGCAAUGAAGUUGUUACUGAAAAUGUCACAAAUGGCCAUACUGGUGAAACCCAAACGAUACAGUACACACAAUCACAGAUGGUUGGUCAUGGGUCGUUUGGAGUGGUUUUCCAAACCCAAAUUAUGCCCAGUAAUGAGAUAUGCGCUAUGAAACGAGUACUUCAGGAUAAGCGAUUCAAGAAUAGAGAGUUGCAGAUUAUGAAGUUGGUUCAUCAUCGAAAUAUUGCUGACUUGAAAUAUUAUUUCUACACCAAUAACGACAAGAAUGAAUUGUAUUUGAAUUUGAUAUUGGAAUUUGUUCCUGAAACCCUUUACAAGGCAAGUCAUUACUAUGUUUCCAAGAGGUUAAGUAUGCCACCAUUGGAAAUAAAGUUAUACACGUACCAAAUGUUUAGAGCAUUAAACUAUAUUCAUUCACAAGGAAUAUGUCAUAGAGAUAUCAAACCACAGAAUUUAUUAAUCAACCCCACCACUGGCGAAUUGAAAUUAUGUGAUUUUGGUUCAGCCAAGAUUUUAAACCCACAAGAACCAAAUGUGUCCUACAUUUGCUCAAGGUAUUACCGAGCCCCAGAAUUAAUCUUUGGCGCUACAAAUUAUACAACCAAGAUUGAUGUGUGGAGUGCUGGAUGUGUAAUGGCAGAGUUGAUACUUGGCCAGCCAUUGUUUCCUGGUGAAUCGGGUAUUGAUCAGUUGGUGGAAAUAAUCAAGAUUUUGGGAACACCUUCAAAAGAACAAAUCAAGAGCAUGAAUCCUAACUAUAUGGAGCAUAGGUUCCCGCAGAUCAAGCCAAUACCAUUGCACAAAAUUUUCAAAAAGAUGGCACCAGAUUGUAUACAAUUUUUGAUCAAAGUGUUGCAAUAUAGUCCCUUGGAAAGAAUUAGUUGUAUUGAAGCAAUGGUUGAUCCAUAUUUUGAUGAACUAAGAAACGAAUCAACCAAAUUACCCAAUUAUAGAAAGUUGUUUUCGCAACAAUUUCAUCAUAGUACUGCUGGUUCAUUGGGUGGCCCCACCUCACAUUCAAAUGCAGCACAGUAUCAAUUGUAUGAUUCUCAACCCGACAUGAAGGACUUGCCCGAAUUGUUUGAUUUUGAUGACCGUGAAUUGAGUGUUGCCCCACAAUUAAAUUCUCAUUUAAUUCCAGCAUGGGCUUGGAGCCAUUUACAAUUGAAGCUGGGUCCUAUAAAUAAUUUACAAGAAUUUGUACCAAUGACCAAAGAGGAAUUAAAAGUUACAUUAGAGUAG
Messenger RNA from Lodderomyces margitis, 3135 nucleotides. RefSeq names its product GSK family serine/threonine-protein kinase. Gene Ontology annotation, molecular function: ATP binding; protein serine/threonine/tyrosine kinase activity; protein serine/threonine kinase activity. Gene Ontology annotation, biological process: signal transduction; protein phosphorylation. Lineage: Eukaryota; Fungi; Ascomycota; Pichiomycetes; Serinales; Debaryomycetaceae. Bases 1 to 3135 code for a protein of 1044 amino acids. The record is from RefSeq and is a predicted model, not a curated record. Gene Ontology annotation, cellular component: cytoplasm. The transcript is spliced from 2 exons.